Molecule: messenger RNA, 270 nt
Organism: Acaulospora morrowiae
Lineage: Eukaryota; Fungi; Glomeromycota; Glomeromycetes; Diversisporales; Acaulosporaceae
Source: the annotation of a GenBank genome assembly
AAUCUUGAUGAUGCGGUAUGGUUUAAUCUUGAUAGGCAAGAUGUAGGUACCAUCACCAUUGAGGAUCGUGAGUUCGUCAAAGUUGGUCUUGAUGUGGCUUCGUUGAUUGGUUCGGUGGCGAUAAGCUAUUCCGUAGGCUCUCUUUUUCUUUUCCGUCGUUGUCUACGUCGCGCUGCUGGUGGUGGUGGUAUCAUCAUCAUCUCAUUAUCAUUACAGUACUGGAUACUUGAAUGUUUCAUCAUUAUUAUAUCUUCGGCCGUUGAUAUAUAA